Babesia ovata is the source of this 1587-nucleotide messenger RNA. RefSeq names its product phenylalanine-tRNA ligase. Gene Ontology annotation, molecular function: phenylalanine-tRNA ligase activity; ATP binding; tRNA binding. Bases 1 to 1587 code for a protein of 528 amino acids. NCBI's taxonomy places the organism in Eukaryota, Apicomplexa, Aconoidasida, Piroplasmida, Babesiidae. The record is from RefSeq and is a predicted model, not a curated record. Gene Ontology annotation, cellular component: mitochondrion; cytoplasm. Gene Ontology annotation, biological process: phenylalanyl-tRNA aminoacylation. The transcript is spliced from 2 exons.
AUGGCGUUCUUUUCCUCGUGCGUUAUGCGCCACUCGUCGCAGCUACUCAUUCAGAACUCUCCGAGAACACAACGGCUGGCCGGAGCUCACGCAUACACAGGGAUACCCGACUAUGUGCGCUCCAAGAUAGGUCGACGAUUAGACACAAAUCGCGACCACCCGGUGGGUCAAGCAGCUGAGAUGAUUAAGCACUUCUUCCGGACUCAACACCGACACUCGCCAGAUUCAGAGGAUGGAUUUCCGUACAUUGCGUUCGACUCUGUGCCGGUUACCAUACGAGAUAACUUCGAUGAACUGCAGGUGCCACUUAACCAUGUGAGCCGAGAUCCAUCCGAGAACUUUUAUACCUCCAAGCAAUAUGUGCAGGGUUAUGCUCGCCAACGAGCUGAAGUGUACCCUCGCAUACUAUCGCAAUCUAGAAAUGCCAGCUAUGAUAGGUGGAUGAUUAAUCGCAUGGCUGACGAGCUGGGACACUCGGUCCACACGGUGCUGCCAACGCAUACAACAUCGCACUUGCCUGAGCUGUUACGCAGGGGAUUAACUCGGGCAAUAUACUCUGGCCAAGUGUUUCGGAGGGACUCAAUCGACGCCAAGCAUUAUCCUGUGUUUCACCAGCUUGACGGCUUCAGGCUCUUCACUCGCGAGGAGUUAGAAAACUUGAGGCACGAUUCAGGCAUUGAAGGAGCCACAUUGAGCGACGAGCAGCUCAUAAUGGAUAACUUAAGGUGUACCCUCCAAUCCCUUGUGAAAUAUCUGCUUCGUCGUGUGGUAAGCGCCGACAUGCGUUCCAAUGCAUCCGAAGCUGCUGAAAAUAGCGGCAGUAAAACAGAUGGGUGCGAUGCGUUACCUUUGAGUAACACGGAUUAUGAUAACCAUGUAGAAGCAGGCAAUGUAAAUGUGCCUGUAAACACGGAACACGCAGGCGAAGAUGAAUUGCUGAAGUGGGAUAGCGACACCUCUUUCCCCUUCACUGAUCCUUCCCUCGAGCUCUACGUAAAGUUGGAAAACGAUUUUGUUGAGAUUUUAGGGUGUGGAAAACUAAAAGACGUGAUUAUUAGAAACAUUUUGCGGACCGACAGUAGAGAUGAAAGCGUUGGCCAAGCCGAUUCUGGUAACCAAGACACCUCUGAAAUAGUUGGAGGCUGGGCCUUUGGCAUAGGAUUAGAGCGCCUGGUAAUGACUUUAUCCCGUAUCACAGACAUACGUCAGUUCUGGGAAGACGACGAGCGUUUUUUGCGGCAGUACCGCGAUUUCCACCGUUACGGAACAAUGCCUAUAUUCAAACCCUACAGCCGAAACCCGGCAGUAGUCCGUGACAUUUCGUUUUACCUCGACGGCGCCGAUGCAACUAAACAGGCUUUUGAUGAAGUCGACUUCCGUGGAAUCCUGGAGGAGCUGAGCAGGGAGUAUGUCGAGGACGUCACACAGCUAUCGGAGUUCGUGCACCCCAAAACGGGACGUAGAAGUCUGUGCUAUCGUGUCACUUAUCGUGCGAUGGGAGAGAACCUCACAAAUGCAUUUGUGAACGAGAUCCACCAACGCGCGCUUGAUCGCAUUACGGACACCUUCAACAUAGAACUGCGGUAA